Messenger RNA from Paecilomyces variotii, 1260 nucleotides. RefSeq names its product Alpha/Beta hydrolase protein. The transcript is spliced from 5 exons. The record is from RefSeq and is a predicted model, not a curated record. NCBI's taxonomy places the organism in Eukaryota, Fungi, Ascomycota, Eurotiomycetes, Eurotiales, Thermoascaceae. The coding region runs from base 1 to 1260 and encodes 419 amino acids.
AUGGUUGAACUACAGCCGAUAUUCAAAAAGGCCUAUUGGUCAUUGGCCAUUGCUGGCCUCAUAUACGUAUCUAUCAUCUUCUCCUUGACCUUUCCAACUAUCCAACGUUUCGCGCUAUAUGCUCAUAUGCUUAAUCCAACUAUCUGGGAGAAUGUCAACGAUGUAGAGAACUUCGGGUUCCUGAGAACGCAGGUACAGCCAUUCAACCUCACCACGCCAGACGGCGAGACCAUCUACGCCUGGCAUAUGCUACCAAUUCACCUGUGCCGCGAACACGAGGAACUCCUUAAUGCAAAUGAGCCUUUUGGCCCAGCCGAGGAUGUUACUCAGACCGCCGCGUUCAAGCUUCUAGCUGAAGAUCCGAAUGCGAGGGUAGUCGUGAGCUUUCACGGAAAUGCCGGACAUAUCGGAUUCGAACUGCGUUCAGACGGCUAUCGCAUGGGUCUAGGCAUUUCAACACCUCAGAAUCCAGUACAUGUCUUCGCCAUAGACUACCGUGGGUUCGGACUCUCCACGGGCUUCCCGACCGAGGAAGGAGUCAUCACAGAUGCUGUAACGCUUCUCAACUUCCUCACUUCUCCACCUCUUAAUAUCCCACCGUCUCGGAUCGUCAUCAUCGGUCAGAGUCUCGGGACCGCAGUGACUGCUGCAGUGGCGGAGCGCUUCGCAUUCGGCUCGCCAGACCCGAAGGCCGUUCAACCAGCAAUCAAAGACCCUGAGCCUUUCGCUGGCAUUAUCCUCCUCGCAUCGUUCAGUAACAUUCCUAAACUGAUCGAGUCGUACAGUCUUAAGGGUCUCACUCCGCCCAUGCUGUCUCCGUUGGUCGGAUACCCCCCAGCUCAGAAGUAUGCACUCGACCACAUCGUCGACCGCUGGGAUACGGCUUCUCGCCUUGCUCGUCUGACUGGGAUUGUUCAGAACGAGUCCGACUCUGCCUAUGCAGACAAGGAGCUCGACCUCGCCAUUAUUCAUGCUCGGGACGACUACGAGAUUCCCUGGAGGGAGGGUCGACGUAAUUGGAUUGCAGCUACAAGAGAGGGUCUUCAGGAUGCACCUGGGGACAUCGUUUAUCAGAGAAUAGCGGAGGAUGGUCGUACUGAAAUUAAGAUCUGGGAGAGGCCUGUCUCUGGAUCCUCGAAGGGAACAGGAAAGAAGAAAGUGAAGAGGGUUAGGUGGGAAAGAGUUGGUUAUGGGGGUCAUAAUCGCAUCGCAACGUACUCCGUGGCCUCUCUCGCGAUUCUGAGAGCAUUUGAAGAGUGA